AUGAUAAUCCUUGAACAGAACAAUCGAAUUAUUACUGAAGUGUUGGACCUUAAAUUUUCUACCGCUAAACAAGGGAAUAAACUGGAAAAAGUAGAUGUGAGGUUCGCUGAUUUCGAUGGUGUCGUUUACCACAUAUCAAAUCCUGAUGGUGAUCGUGGGGUAAUUAUGCUUAGCAUAUCAUUGAAAUUUUACAAAGAACUGCAGGAGCAUGGGGCUGAUGAAUUAUUGCGUCGCGAAUAUGGCAAAUAUCUGUGUGUAACGCCGGAAUCAAAUCAUAAUGUUUCUCUAAUUUACAAUUUAAACGAACUGCCGAAUGAUUACUCGACGAUUGUUAGUCAAGCUUCACACUUAAAACGAAAUUGUUUUGCAUCGGCUUUCGAAAAAUAUUUCAAUUUCCAAUCACAAGGUCAAACCGGAGCGAAACGAGCUAUAAUCCAUUACCGAGAUGACGAGACGCUGUACGUAGAAACAAAAAUUGAUCGAGUUACUGUUAUAUUUAGUACAAUUUUCCGUGAUCCAGAUGACGUAAUCAUUGGAAAACUGUUUUUACAGGAAUUCCGAGAGGGUCGGAAAGCAUCACAGACAUCACCUGCAGUACUUUAUACAGUAGGUGAACCACCACUUGAAUUACGCGACUGCCCCGAUGCGCGCGUUGGCGACAAUGUUGGAUACAUCACUUUUGUGUUAUUCCCACGGCACACGAAUAUACAAGCACGUGAUAAUACAAUCAAUUUGAUACAUACAUUUCGUGAUUAUCUUCACUAUCACAUUAAAUGUUCGAAGGCAUACAUGCAUUCAAGAAUGCGAGCCAGGACGAAUGACUUCCUUAAAAUUUUAAACCGAGCACGACCAGAGGGACGUGUAGAGAAGAAGACAUUCUCGUACGUAUUUGAUUUCUCGUUUUUGUAA
Molecule: messenger RNA, 909 nt
Organism: Cercopithifilaria johnstoni
Lineage: Eukaryota; Metazoa; Nematoda; Chromadorea; Rhabditida; Onchocercidae
Source: the annotation of a GenBank genome assembly